This is a messenger RNA of Saccharomyces eubayanus, 690 nucleotides long. Its product is annotated as N-acetyltransferase family protein. Bases 1 to 690 code for a protein of 229 amino acids. NCBI's taxonomy places the organism in Eukaryota, Fungi, Ascomycota, Saccharomycetes, Saccharomycetales, Saccharomycetaceae. Gene Ontology annotation, molecular function: acyltransferase activity, transferring groups other than amino-acyl groups. The transcript has a single exon. The record is from RefSeq and is a predicted model, not a curated record.
AUGGAAACYGAAUCCACYGARUGGAAGUCAACAGCAAAUUUGCAUGAUGGCCCUGCUUUUUYCAGACCACUUGCUGAUUCCAUUGAGCCGUUACARUUUAAGCUUAUUGGUUUGGACACAGUAGCGACUGCCUUCCCAGUAUUCAACACCAAAUAUGUUCCGAAUUCGCUUAUUAACUAUAUUUUURACUUAUUUAAUUCAGAAAUUGAAGGCGGCAAGACUUAUCCACAAUUGAUUAAGUUGACUAAACAGGAGUUCUUAGAUUAUUGGUUUCACUCUUUUGCCGUUAUUGUUUUGCAAACUGAUAAGAAAGUCAUCGAAGAGAAUCAAGACUGGAAUCUCGUUCUCCUAGGUACAUUCUACAUCAAGCCUAAUUAUGCCCCGCGUUGCUCGCACAAUUGUAACGCCGGUUUUCUGGUGAAUAGUUCCCAUAGAGGUCAAAAGAUCGGCUAUAGACUCGCACAGGUGUAUUUGAACUGGGCCCCUUUGUUAGGGUACAARUAYUCUAUUUUCAAUCUUGUCUUUGUUACCAAUCAGGCUAGUUGGAAAAUCUGGGACAAAUUGAACUUUGAAAAAAUCGGAUUAAUUCCUCGUGCUGGAAUUCUAAAGGGUUCUGAAGAGCCUGUGGAUGCUAUUAUUUACGGUAAAGAUUUGACGAGCAUAGAACCCGAAUUUCUUUCCAUGGAAUAG